This is a messenger RNA of Amphibalanus amphitrite, 1120 nucleotides long. RefSeq lists its product as uncharacterized. The record is from RefSeq and is a predicted model, not a curated record. The transcript is spliced from 2 exons. Bases 115 to 630 code for a protein of 171 amino acids. Lineage: Eukaryota; Metazoa; Arthropoda; Thecostraca; Balanomorpha; Balanidae.
CGGAUAGCCCCGCGGGCCGACCGCCGAGUGGGUAUAUAAGGCCCAGCGACGUCUGUCAGGUUAACAAGCUCCUAGGUUUCACAGCCUGCACCUCUCCCUCCUCUAUCUGCCAAGAUGCACUUUUCUCGCGUCGUCGUGGCCCUGACGGCCGUGCUGCUCACCGUGGACGCCACCGUCAUCAUCGGCACCGCCGGCACGGUCGGCGUCGGCGCCGCCAGCGCCGGCAUCGCGCUGGCCGGCGUCGCUGGUCUGGCGCUGGGCGCCGCGCUGGUCGGCGGCCUGGCGCUCAGCCGGCGCGGCAAGCGCUCGGUGGCCGCGCAGCAGCAGACCGACAUGGUGCUCGACAUGGUGGCCGCCGCCGACGUGUACGGCUGCGCGCUCAAGCUGGUCUGCCUGGUGGAGGCGCGGCCCGAGCAGCAGCUCACCGCCGAGGACGAGCUGAUCGUGCAGCUGUUCGGAAAGGCGCCGGCCGCGCUCACCGAAGAGCAGGUCAGCACGCCGCGUCAGGCCUACUUCUACGCCGCCUACCUUGGCAGCGCCCAGGGCGCCGACGCUUGCCAGGCCGUCUUCCACACCUGCGAGGUCAGCUACGAUGCCAUGAUGGCGUACGUGCGCGCGCUGCGCUCGUAAGCAGCCGUCGCGUCCGUCACAUCAUCGUAACCGUCAUCCGUCAUCCGUCUCAUGUCAGUCCGUCAUCGGCCGUCAGCCGGGCCGGGCUGGGCCGAACGCCGACCGAUCUCUCUCGCCCGCAGCUGCUCCCCCUCGACUGAGCGUGUCAGCGCCGCGAAUGUGUCCCCGCCGGGGCAAAAUUCGUGUGCGGCAGCCUCGUCUUUCUGUCGUCUAUGACAGGGACACCACGCCGUGAGACCUGGAGCUUUACCGGAGCAGUUGUUGGGUACAGAGGCUGGUCAGGUAGUCGACUCUCAUGCCCCUCGGCACUUGGUCGGCCGUCGGACGGUGGCCUGAGAUUUGGCAGAUUAUAUCAGUUGUGUUUGCUCAUGCCCAUUGUGUUCCCAUGCAUUUAUUGUGUGCUCAAAGUGUUUAUUGUGUGUACAAACGGUGGUUUGAAAGUCGUCAUGACAUUCUUGCUGCUUAAAAUAUACCUGACUUGAGGAUGUAA